AUGAUGUUCGUCGUUAAAAAAUCGACUCCGACAACAAUGAAGAGUAGAGAAAAGAAAGAUAGUACAAUUCAUGGAAUAUUAGAAGUCGAUUUGGAAGAAAUAAAUUUCGACGAAGAAUAUGACGUCAUAAAAACAUUAGGAGAAGGUUAUUUUGCUAAAAUAAGUCUCGUCAGACAUAAGAGAACAAACACAACCGUCGUACUCAAACAAAUUCAUAAAGAAUUGACGACGUCGAAAGACUUUUUUAGAGAAUAUCAUUAUAAUUAUCAUUUAUCACCACAUCCAAACAUAUUGUCUUCCUAUUCCGUUUGUUUUCUGUACAAUAAUUGUUAUACGUAUGCUCAGGAAUAUGCACCAUUGGGUGACUUAUCGGGUUUUGUGAAAGCCGGAGGAUUACCGGAAGUACAGUGUAAAAAAAUAACAAAACAAAUAACGUCAGCAUUGGAAUUCCUUCAUUCGAAAAAAUUAGUACACAGAGACAUUAAAUUAGAAAACAUAUUAGUGUUCGAACAAAACAUGGAUAAAGUUAAAUUAUGCGAUUUCGGUUGGACGAGAAAAGAAGGGAGUUUAGUAUCGAAGGGUAAAUGCUGUUGGACGUCAUUUCAACCCCCGGAAGUAUGCGAAAUUGUUAAAAAUGAAAAAUAUUAUUGCGUGUCUUCGAACGACACGUGGCAAUUGGGAAUCGUUAUAUUCGUUUGUUUAACCGGUUGUCCGCCUUGGGAAAAAGCAGACGAAAUAUUAGAUCCACAAUAUAAGAUAUUUUUCAAAUGGCAACAAAGGAGAACUAUUAAAAUGCCGGGAAAUUUUAAAAAAUUUUCAAUACGUUUGUUAAGACUGUUCAGACGUUUGUUUGAUAACGAUCCGGAAAAACGACCACCCGUCACGGAAACUCUUAAAUAUUUAAAAGAUAAUUGGGUCACGUCAAAAUUAUCUAAUUCCACGUCGUCACCCGCCAUUCCAUCGAGUAAAUCACAUAAUAAAGAUAAUUUUGAAAAUAAUUCUAGUGAACAACCGCAACAAUCGCAACAUGGUAAAUGUAGGAGUAAAAGACUUUCGAGUACUUACAGUUUAGAAACUAAAAUCGAUCAAAAUUUAAUAACAAAAAGAAUUUGGGAUUGGAUAUCAAAUUGCGAAAGUUAUCAAGAUAAUAAUUAUGAGGGUAUUUGA
Messenger RNA from Pediculus humanus corporis (human body louse), 1167 nucleotides. Its product is annotated as eye-specific protein kinase C, putative. The transcript is spliced from 2 exons. Gene Ontology annotation, molecular function: ATP binding; protein serine/threonine kinase activity. Gene Ontology annotation, biological process: peptidyl-serine phosphorylation; peptidyl-threonine phosphorylation. The record is from RefSeq and is a predicted model, not a curated record. Lineage: Eukaryota; Metazoa; Arthropoda; Insecta; Psocodea; Pediculidae. Bases 1 to 1167 code for a protein of 388 amino acids.